Puma concolor (puma) is the source of this 3465-nucleotide messenger RNA. The record is from RefSeq and is a predicted model, not a curated record. Lineage: Eukaryota; Metazoa; Chordata; Mammalia; Carnivora; Felidae.
AUGCUGGAGGCCCCAGGCCCGGCUAUUCCUUCCCGUAGCCCGGCUCUGGACCUGCCCGCUCCUGGGCUCCCGGCUCCUCCCACGCAGGUUGGCAGGUUGCAGAUCACCAGGCAGUGUGGCUCCAGGGGCCAGGGAGAGCUUGGGGCUGUGGUCAGCGUGCCAGCCCCUCCCGAGGGGGGCGCCCUGGGAGACGGCUUGGCGGAUGUGGGCCUGGCUGCUGAGCGGGCCCGAGAGGCUGACGUUGACCAGGGCUCCCUGCGUAUCCGACCUGCCCGGGAGCUGCUGGAAGAUGUGGAUGAGUGCCAGGUGCACAAUGGCGGCUGCCAGCACAGCUGUGUGAACACGCCAGGCUCCUACGUCUGUGAGUGCAAGCCCGGAUUCCGGCUCCACGCGGACGGCAGGACCUGUUUGGCCCUGGAGGUACCCGAGGAGGACCUGGACGGCCAGCUGCCCUUCGUGCGGCCCCUCCCACACGUCGCGGUGCUCCAGGACGAGCUGCCCCACCUCUUCCAAGAUGACUACGUGGGGGCCCAGGAGGAGGCAGCAGCGGUGGAGGCCCGGGGCGAGCACACGCUGCUGGAGAAGUUCGUGUGCCUGGACGCCUCCUUCGGCCAGGACUGCAGUCUCACCUGUGAUGACUGCAGGAACGGGGCCACCUGCCUCCCGGGCCUGGACGGCUGUGACUGCCCUGAGGGCUGGACCGGGCUCAUCUGCAAUGAGACUUGUCCCCCAGACACGUUUGGGAGGAACUGUAGCUCGUCCUGCAGCUGUCAGAACGGGGGGACCUGCCACCCCGCGACGGGGGCCUGCCGCUGCCCCCCUGGCGUCUCUGGAGCCCACUGUGAGGACGGCUGCCCCAAGGGCUUCUACGGCAAGCAGUGCCACAAGAAGUGCCACUGUGCCAAUCGUGGCCGGUGCCAUCGCCUCUAUGGGGCCUGCCUCUGCGACCCGGGGCUCUACGGCCGUUUCUGCCACCUGGCCUGUCCUCCGUGGGCCUUCGGGCCGGGCUGCUCGGAGGAGUGUCAGUGCGAGCAGCGGAACACGCUUGCGUGUGACCGGAGAGACGGCAGCUGUUCCUGCAAAGCAGGCUUCAGGGGCGAGCGGUGUCAGGAUGAGUGCGAGCCAGGCUUCUUCGGGCCGGGGUGCCUGCAGGCAUGUGCCUGCCCUCAGGGCGUGGCCUGUGACCCCGUCAGCGGCCAGUGUGGGAAGCAGUGUCCCGCCGGCUACUGGGGGAAGGACUGUGACCAAGAGUGCCCGGAGGGGACGUUCGGUGUGAACUGCUCGGGCUCCUGCUCCUGUGGGGGGGCACCCUGCGACCGGAUCACGGGGCAAUGCCAGUGCCCUCCAGGGAGGACUGGGGACGACUGUGGGGCAGAUUGUCCCGAAGGCCGCUGGGGGCUGGGCUGCCAGGAAAUCUGCCCCGCGUGUGAGCACGGUGCCGUCUGCGAGCCCGGGACCGGAGCCUGCCUGUGCCGCCCCGGCUACACGGGCAGCCGCUGCCAGGACGCGUGCCCGGCGGGCUGGUUUGGGCCCGGCUGCCAGAUGAGGUGCUCCUGUGCCAAUGACGGGCACUGCCACCCGGUGACCGGACGUUGCAGCUGUGCCCCCGGGUGGACCGGCCUCAGCUGCCAGAGAGCCUGCGACAGCGGCCACUGGGGACCCAACUGCAGCCACACCUGCAGCUGCAGUGUAGGCCACGGGAGUUGCGAUGCAGUCAGCGGCCUGUGUGCAUGUGAGGCCGGCUACGCGGGCCCGCGGUGCGAGCAGCGGUGUCCCCAGGGCUACUUCGGGCCGGGCUGCGGGCGGCGGUGCCAGUGUGAGCACGGGGCAGCUUGUGACCACGUCAGCGGGGCUUGCACCUGCCCGGCCGGCUGGAGGGGAACCUUCUGUGAACGUGCUUGCCCGGCGGGCUUCUUUGGACUGGAUUGCCGUGGCGUCUGUGACUGUGUCGCCGGAGCCUCCUGCGACUCCGUGAGCGGCUCUUGCCUCUGCCCCGCCGGCCGCCGGGGCCCCCGCUGUGCCCAGGCCUGCCCAGCCCACUCCUACGGACACAACUGCAGCCAAGCCUGCACCUGCUUCAACGGGGCCUCCUGUGACCCUGUCCACGGACAGUGCCGCUGUGGCCCUGGCUGGAUGGGCCCCACGUGCCUGGAGGCCUGCCCCUCAGGCCUCCACGGCGAGAACUGUCAACAUUCCUGCCUUUGCCAGCACGGGGGCACCUGUGACCCUGUCUCAGGCCACUGCACGUGCCCAGAGGGCUGGGGUGGCCCAGCCUGUGAGGAGGAAUGUCUGCCGGGACGCUUCGGGGCCGGUUGCCAACACAGCUGCAGGUGCCUCAACGGUGGCCUCUGUGACCGGUACUCAGGCCGCUGCCUCUGCCCAGCCGGCUGGACCGGGGACGAGUGUCAGAGCCCCUGCCCGCCAGGCACCUUUGGGGAGCGCUGUGGGCAGAAGUGCCGUUGUCCCAGCGAGAACCAGACCUGCCACCCCGCCCUGGGGACCUGCACGUGUGCCGCUGGCUACCACGGCUCCGGCUGCCGGCAGCGGUGCCCCCCUGGGCGGUUUGGACCCGGCUGUGAGCAGCCGUGCGGGUGUCUCCACGGGGGCUCCUGUGAUGCGGCCACCGGGGCCUGCCUCUGCCCUGCUGGGUUCCUUGGGGCCGACUGCAGCCUGGCCUGUCCACAGGGCCGCUUCGGUCCUGGCUGUGCGCAUGUGUGCAGGUGUGGGCAGGGAGCAGCCUGCGACCCCGUGAAUGGCAGCUGCACCUGUCCCCCGGGGAGGACCGGCCUCCACUGUGAGCACGGCUGCCCUCGGAACCGGUUUGGCAUAAGCUGCGAGCACACGUGCUCCUGCAGAAACGGGGGCCUGUGUCACGCCACCAACGGCAGUUGCUCCUGCGGCCUAGGCUGGACGGGGCCGCGGUGUGAGCUGGCCUGCCCUCCCGGUCGCUACGGUGCCGCCUGCCGCCUGGAGUGCUUGUGCCAGAACCACGGCACCUGUGAGCCCACCACGGGCGCCUGCCGCUGCGGCCCUGGCUUCUACGGCCAGGCCUGCCAGCACCGUGAGUCCUGGGGAGGGGACCCCUGCCCGGCAUCCGCCCUUGCCACGUCAGGGGGACACCGAGCCCGCUGCCUCUCAGCAGGGUGUGAAGCAGGCUCAUUUGGAGAGGGCUGCCGCCAGCACUGUGACUGCGAGGCCGGGGCACCCUGCGACCCCGUCACCGGCCAGUGCCUUUGCCCCCCAGGGCGCACAGGAGCCACCUGUGACCAUGACUGCAGACCGGGCUUCUUUGGGCCAGGCUGUGCCUUGCGCUGUAGCUGCGGAGCUGGGGCCGGUUGUGACCCCGUCAAUGGGCAGUGCCACUGCGUGGACGGCUACACUGGGCCCACCUGCCAGCAAGCGGCCUUGCAACCGGCCUCUGACCGACCAGCACCUGGGCUCAGCAGCAGGGCACAGAAACACUAG